AAGAUGACAGAAGAAGAACGCCAGUAACAGGAAAAAGAAAAAGUAUUGUUUCAGUUCUCCGUGCUUGCUCACAUCUGUAUUGAUCCCAGUGUAAUGGCAGAGCGAGGAGCACAUUUAACAACAACAGCGGCUCCGGCUGAAGACAGACCCUCCGUAUUUGAGGUUUUAGCUCAGGACUCUUUGAUGAGUGCUGUUAAACCUGCAUUACUGCAUGCUGUGAAGAUCCUUGCUACGUCUAACCCCGCUCGCUAUGGAGUUCUUUGGAGGAGGUUUGAUGAGAUUUAUGCUAUCCUGGACGUCUUAUUGCAGCAUCAUUUCCUUUCCCGCACCAGCGCCUCAUUUUCAGAGAAUUUCUACGGUCUGAAGCGUGUAGGAGAAGACAGCACACAUGCAGCUCAUCUGGGACUCCGCCGCAGACAGCACUGGCGCUCCUUGUUCCUUCUGGCCCUCCUUCCUUACCUACACACCAAACUGGAAAAAAUCCUGGCUCGACAGAGAGACGAGGACGAUUUCUCCAUCCGCUUGCCUCAGUCCUUCAUGCAGAAGUUGUACAGGGCUUUUUUGGCUGCGUACCCCUUUGUGUGCAUGGCUUGGGAUGGCUGGGUCUUUUGCCAACAGCUUUUGUAUGUUUUCGGCAAAACACGGACACAUUCUCCGCUUCUGUGGCUGGCAGGGGUUAAACUCUCAUAUCUCACGGCUAAUGACAUACGCAGCCUGGAUCUUAAGCCAUCGGGCCCGGCACUGAGUCCCAGUCAAAGCUUUCGAGAGAAAUUUCAGCGCUUGGUCUCUGCAGCGGUUGGUGGUGUGGCUGUGUCUCUGUCAAGCAGCCUCUCGAUUGGAGUGUUUUUCCUGCAGUUCCUGGAGUGGUGGUAUUCAUCCGAGAACCAGAGCACCGUUAAAUCCUUGACCUCCCUUCCAACCCCUCCGCCGCCUCUCCACCUUCACAGCCAGGAGACAUCACCCUCACACAUCAAAGUCUGCCCGCUCUGCAGGAAAGUGCGCACCAAUGACACCGCGCUGGCCACUUCAGGCUACGUGUUUUGUUACAAGUGUAUAUAUGUGUAUGUUAAAGCCAAUCACAGGUGUCCCCUCACUGGCUACCCUUCAGGACUGCAGCACCUCAUUAAAAUAUACACACCUGAUGGAUAGACAUCUGUUUCGUUUUGUUUCCAAAUGCAUUAUUAAUGUGGAUCUGU
Molecule: messenger RNA, 1196 nt
Organism: Sinocyclocheilus anshuiensis
Lineage: Eukaryota; Metazoa; Chordata; Actinopteri; Cypriniformes; Cyprinidae
Gene: pex12
Product: peroxisomal biogenesis factor 12
Exons: 4
Coding region: 94-1149 (351 amino acids)
Biological process (GO): protein monoubiquitination; protein import into peroxisome matrix
Cellular component (GO): peroxisomal importomer complex; peroxisomal membrane
Molecular function (GO): zinc ion binding; ubiquitin-protein transferase activity; protein binding
Source: RefSeq, a predicted model, not a curated record